This is a messenger RNA of Cynocephalus volans (Philippine flying lemur), 1660 nucleotides long. RefSeq names its product yippee like 4 (gene YPEL4). The transcript is spliced from 5 exons. The record is from RefSeq and is a predicted model, not a curated record. NCBI's taxonomy places the organism in Eukaryota, Metazoa, Chordata, Mammalia, Dermoptera, Cynocephalidae. Bases 386 to 769 code for a protein of 127 amino acids.
CCGAGGUACAGAACGAGAGACAACCUCUGGCCCCCCAGCAGCUGUCCAGAUUUGCAGCCGCAGUCUUGAGCCCCCCAGCUACCCUCCCCCACCCCCGUCCCCUUCCCAGUUGAAGGAGCGGAAAGAGAAGAGAGAAGAGUGAACAGAGAGAUUGAGAGAGAGAGAGAGAGAUAGACGGAGAUCUCUGGAGCAGACCUCAAGGUGACUUCCAUUUCUAUCUGGUUCUCGUCUGGGGGGGCCCUGGCCGGGCAGCCCCCCCACAUUUCUCCUGCCCUGAAACACGGCUCUAGCCAACCUGCUCCGCUGCUUUACCUGCGACCGUCUGUGUGGGGGCUGCACAGCGCCAGCCCCUCCAGCCCGCCAGGGCAUCGUCCUCCAGCCCGUCAUGCCCAGCUGUGACCCUGGCCCAGGCCCUGCCUGCCUCCCCACCAAGACUUUCCGCAGCUACCUGCCUCGCUGCCACCGCACGUACAGCUGUGUCCACUGCCGUGCACACCUGGCCAAACACGAUGAGCUUAUUUCCAAGUCCUUCCAAGGGAGCCAUGGCCGAGCCUACCUGUUUAACUCCGUGGUCAACGUGGGUUGUGGACCAGCUGAACAGCGCCUCCUGCUCACUGGUCUCCACUCGGUAGCUGACAUUUUCUGCGAGAGCUGCAAAACCACACUGGGCUGGAAAUAUGAACAAGCUUUUGAGACGAGCCAGAAGUACAAGGAAGGGAAGUACAUCAUUGAAAUGUCACACAUGGUGAAGGACAACGGCUGGGACUGAGGGGUUCAGGCAGGCUGUGCCCUUCCUCCGCAUGCCCCACCCUUCCCACAUCUGCCCCCUGGCCCUGCCAAGCAGUCCAUACCAGCAUGAGUACUGCCCCACCCCUGGGGGAAAUCCGGCUCCAACCAACCCCUCCCCGGCCUCCACCACAUCACGACCAGGCUCCUUUUGGAACAGGGGUCUGAGAGUACCCCAGGGGUGUCCACAGUUCAGGAGUGGGCAGCAGUCAGGGAAAGACAGAACUGGGGAAAAGGGAUGGUUGUGGGUCCUUUUAGUCCCAAGGUCCUGAAAACUAAGGUGAUGGCAGGGUGUAGUCUCAGGCAGAGAGAACCACGGGAGGAAUCUGUUUUUGCCCCACUUGUUUUUGAAUGAACAGAGGACAAACCUUGGGUCACAGGUUGGUAGAUCACAGGCCACAGAAUAGCUAAUGAGAAAAGGCUUGUGUUGGAAAUUUUGGCCUCGUGCAUGGAGAAAGACCAGAGCCUCUGAGAGUGAAAAGUUUCCCACCCACAUUUGUAGGAGAAAGGACUCGGGGGUAGAAGGAAAAACACAAAUUGCAGGCCCUGGGAAAAAAUAAAAGAAUCACAGGGGUUUCCAUUUCACUCCACUUGUUAGUUUAUCUUGGCACUGAAGAGGCACUUUCAAGUAUCUAAACUUUGCCAUUGGGUGGGGUGGGGAAAGCUGUCCCUGGAACAGCCCCCACCCCCAGCUGGCUGUUUCCAGUCAGAGCAGUCCUUAUGGGUAUCUCCAAGGCCCAGCCACUGCUCCCUGGGACACAGUCCCCUGGAGGGGAGGUGGAAAAUCAGUGCUACGGGGCCACUUUUGCCUGUGGCUGCCACCAGCGAACGAAACUUUUGUAUGAUACAUAAAGUGUUUGGGUCUAUUUUUAAU